Molecule: messenger RNA, 875 nt
Organism: Culex pipiens pallens (northern house mosquito)
Lineage: Eukaryota; Metazoa; Arthropoda; Insecta; Diptera; Culicidae
Product: origin recognition complex subunit 5-like
Exons: 2
Coding region: 432-620 (62 amino acids)
Source: RefSeq, a predicted model, not a curated record
UUUGUCCAGUCCUUGCGCAACGUGUAGUCAUCAGCUGAUCGAGAAUAUGAAAUGUUUCAAUGCUUGCAGUGCGAGAGAGAGAAACCGUUAGGAGAGAAAAUCGACCAAUCAGCGCUCUCGUCGUCAGCUGUCAGAUAGGUGCUGGCAAAACAUCCUAUCCGACAAUGUAAACAAUAUUUGGCAGAGUCGCAUAGGACUUUUCAAGUUUUGCCAAUUUGCAGUUGUUUCUUUUUGCUUUUUUGUUUUAAAAGUGCUUUAAUCUUAUUAUAAGCCGAAUACUUGUGUCCAGAUGUGUGGCGCCCGGGAUUCGACGGCAACGUGCGACAGGACGCCGUCGGGACGAGGAUUCGCCGAAGGCCAUCCUGAACCGGCUGACCGGUCACGUCCCGUGCGCGGCCAACGGGUACGCCUCGCUGGCCAGCGUCGACUCCAUGAAGGACUUUGUGGCCCAGCUGGCGCGACUGUCGCCCUCGCGAAGCUACAUCGUCGUGCUGGAGAACGCCGACCGGGUGCGCGACAUGGACCACAACGUGCUGCCAAUGUUGCUGCGACUGCCGAAGGUGACCGGGCUGAACGUGUGCGUGCCAGUGCGUGCUGCUCGUGUCGGAUUUGCCGUUUGAAAAGUACUUUGUCAGGACGGGGCUCGCGCCGGUAGUGAAGCUGUUUGUGGCCGAGUACAGCAAGAAGGACAUUUUGGUGAUUAUGAUGAACGAUUUCGAGGCGGUGCGGGAGCAAUUAAGGAUUGAGUUGGAGUAAGGGUUAUUUUGGAUGUUUUAGGGCGAUUUGUGAUACUGAUUGGUUGUACUUUUUAGGUCUUACAAGCAUGCCAACUUGUCGGAGGAGGAAAUUGAUAAGCAUCUGAAGAUUGUGGAGAU